Molecule: messenger RNA, 1233 nt
Organism: Gordionus sp. m RMFG-2023
Lineage: Eukaryota; Metazoa; Nematomorpha; Gordioida; Chordodea; Parachordodidae
Exons: 1
Coding region: 1-1233 (410 amino acids)
Biological process (GO): axon development; positive regulation of transcription by RNA polymerase II; sensory organ development
Cellular component (GO): nucleus
Molecular function (GO): DNA-binding transcription factor activity, RNA polymerase II-specific; E-box binding; protein dimerization activity
Source: RefSeq, a predicted model, not a curated record
AUGCAUUACGGCUAUCGUUUGGAAGAAAAUCAAACGUUUUCCAAUAUUCAAGAGAAACCGAGACUGCAGAAUAGCUAUGAUUCUUAUAACAACAUACCAUGGGAACCAGAUGGAUUCUCCAAUAAAAGAUAUUACCCGAACAAAUCAUAUUACGAUAAUGGGUCCACAUACCCUAAUAGUCACAAUAAUAAUAUUUUGAUCGACAGCUACCAAGAAGACGACAAAUUUCGUGUUGCCCGCGAUUUCAUCGAUAAACAGCAAAAAGCUACCAGUAGUACCUUACCCCAUCAUUAUCCAAUGUUGCCGUCUCAUCUAACCCCAUCUAUUCCUAACACUUGCUCGCUUCCUAACCUUUAUCACCAUCACCAAAAUCAACACGUCAUUCAUAAACAUCUGCAAAAUACGGAUUAUGAUCUUAAUAUCUCCGAACGGUCCUUAGCUUCGGUUACGAAAACAGUCUUUUCCGAUAAAUCGGUUCUCCCAACCUCAAUUAACUCGAUCGUAUCUACGUUUACCGAAUCAUCAUCAUCCUACCAACUUCUCAAUAACAUUAAAAACUUCCCAAUUUUUCCGUCACCCUCUAUUAACCCGAAGACUAAAUUUGUCGCGAACGACAAUAAAAGAGUCAGGGUAAGGUCCAGAGUCAAAAAUCCCGAACUUCUAGUGAAAAUAAAAAAAGUCAGACGCAAAAAGGCUAACGACAGGGAACGUAACAGGAUGCACGGCUUGAACGAGGCCAUGGAAACGCUGAGAAGCGUCCUGCCUAAUAAUUUUAUCCUGGCCCCUAACGCCACUAACACCCUAUUCCACCAGGGAAACCAUUUUGACCACCAAGAUCACCAUUUGACUGAUACACUGUAUGAGGGUGAGGGUAAAGAAGAUCGUUUUAGCGAUUUUAUCGGAAAUGGGCUACCAUCUACCUUGCUGGAGGAGACGACAAGAAGAUUGUUACAGAGCACUAGCAGCGCAAGGGAUCACUUCUUAGAUGACACGGUGGCGAUGAUUAACGAACAACGAGUUCGAACGGCUGGGAAGGAGGAAAACGACGAGAUUGGGAGCGAGAUGAGUUCCCAUUUGGAGGAUUUGUCCAGGCAAUCGGAAUGCAGCAGUGGCUCCCAAAACUCUCCUAAAUUGACUAAAAUAGAAACCCUGCGGUUGGCUUAUAAUUACAUAUGGACUCUGACUCAAUUGCUCAAACCUAACCCUCAUGAUUCCGACUUAAGACCCUUAUAA